Molecule: messenger RNA, 2313 nt
Organism: Onychostruthus taczanowskii (white-rumped snowfinch)
Lineage: Eukaryota; Metazoa; Chordata; Aves; Passeriformes; Passeridae
Product: C-factor-like
Exons: 7
Coding region: 1455-2234 (259 amino acids)
Source: RefSeq, a predicted model, not a curated record
GAAACUCGGGACCAGGACCAUUAUCACUCUCUACAACUCCUGGUAAUGAGGGUGGAGCCAGGGCAGGUCAGGCUCUGCUCCCAAGUAACAAGUUACAGGAUGAAACAGCCUCAGGUUGUGCCAAGGGACGUUUCAAUUGGAUAUAAGGAAAAAUUUAUUCACAGAAAGGACUUUCAAGCACUGGUACACAGACUGCCCAGGAAAGUGGUGGUGUCACCAUCCCAGAAGUCUUUAAAAAAUGCAUGGUUGUGGCCCUUGGGAACAUGGUUUAGUGGUGGAAUUGGCAUUGUUAGUCUAAUUGUUGAAAUCAGUGAUCUUAGAGGCUUUUCCCAACCUAAAUUAUUCCAUAAUUCUGAGGACUUUAAUGCUCAGCUUAAGAUUUAGACCAUGCAAGAACAUUCCAGACCAAAGGAAGCAUCUGAAUUCCCUCUUAGGAGCCAGACCAAGAUCCUUUCCAGAGGCUUGGGGACAGCAGCAACCCUUGUGACGAGACUGGGCUGCAAGGCAGUGAGGCUGUUUCUUUCUCCUCUGCCUCUUCAUGGCAGGCUGGACUUAGACUCCUGGUGAAGUAGUGCUUGUUUAAACUCUAAUAAUCAAUAAUGCAGUGUGUGGCCCCAGAGCAAAGUCAACAUGACAAAGUUACAGCUCCAAAACAGUGGAAGGCUACACAAAUGAGGUGACACGGCAAAAAUAGGAGACUUAAAAUGUUAAUUAUUUGUUUUCUGAUGCUAUCUGCUUCUGAGUCACUGUGGAAGUUUCAAACAGGCUGCUUUAUCCUCCACCUAGAGGAAGAAAACUGUGGAAGUCUGUUUGGAGGAUUUGAGCUCUGGUGUGUCUGUUAGCGAAUAUAGUUUUGGUCUGUGGUCAUUGAAAAGGAAAUACUGAAAUGAUCUAUGGAGCCUGAAUUCCAAUCCAGCCAUGUGGGAGAUCCUCACUGAGAGAUCAGACUGAGACACUGAAAGGCCCAAAGCUUUGUACUGCUGGUCUUUGGCUCCACACUGAGGAGAGGUUACUGUCUUGGAAGAGGCAGGAGCAAGGCAGAGAACAUUUGCUCAGGGUCACCUGAGGCUCAGCUUGGUACAAUGUGCAGAGACCAUCAAGCCCACAGGAUGCUUGUGAACAUGUCAAGCCCACCUGAGCCAUGGAGCUUCCCACAUCAACCCACAUGCUGCUCCUUCCCUCUUCACCCACAACAGUCCACCUGGCUUAUGGCAUCAGGUUACCCAAGGAAUUCAUACUUUUCCUGGAAAAAACAAGUAAUUUUUGCUGUUAGGUAACGAGGAUUUGUCCCCAGCCAGAACAUAUGUCCUGGAGCUCAAAGAGCUGGAGCAGUUGCUCCUCCCAGAGAGCAGCCAGCAUUAGUGCAAGCUGUGAGUGAGUGGGCUGGGACAUGCUAUAAGGAAAUAUUAGAGAGCUGGGUAAACAGUGCAAGCUGGAGUGAGGAGAGAAGCAGCAUGGCAGAGCUUUGUGUCGGCUCUGUUCUGGUGACUGGGGCCAACCGUGGCAUUGGGCUGGGGCUUGUCCACCAUUUCCUGAGGAUGCCAAAACCACCUCAGUGGAUUUUUGCGACCUGUCGGGACCCCAAGGGACAGCGAGCACAGGACCUACAGAAUUUGGCCUCCAAACAUCCCAACCUGGUCAUUAUUGCUCUUGAAGUCGCCAACCCCGUCAGCAUCAAGGCAGCUGCGGCCAAGGUUGGGGAGCACCUGGGGGGCUCUGGGCUCAACCUCCUCAUCAACAAUGCUGGAAUGGUCAAGCCUAAGAUGCUUGAGGCUGAAACAUUGGAGGACAUGACUGAGACUUACACCACCAACACAGCUGGCCCCCUGCUGAUGGGCCAGGCAUUUCUGCCCUUGCUGAAGAAGGCUGCCCAGGGGAGCCCAGGCUCAGGGCUGAGCUGCAGCAAGGCUGCCAUCGUCAACAUGUCCAGCAUUGGCGGCUCCAUCGCUUCUUGCUUUGGUUGGGAGAUUAUGCCAGUUGCCUCGUACCGCUGCAGCAAGGCUGCUCUGAACAUGCUGAGCAAGUGCCAGUCCCUGGCAUACAAGGAGCACGGCAUCCUCUGCGUCGCUCUCCACCCCGGCUGGGUGCAAACUGACAUGGGCAGCUCUGCCGGACACACGCCCCCUGUGACAGUGGAUGACAGCGUGCAAGGGAUGCUGAAGGUCCUCUCCUCCCUCUCUGAGAAGGACACCGGCGCCUUCCUGGACUGGAAAGGGAAGGUCGUGCCCUGGUGAGGCAUCACAUCAGGAUCCUGGCAGCCAAGAGGUCCCUUUGGCACUGCUCCCACCUCCCCCACAUCCUCAAUAAACUCCU